Cyprinodon tularosa is the source of this 2168-nucleotide messenger RNA. It is a transcript of the gene slc25a55a, whose product is annotated as solute carrier family 25 member 55a. Gene Ontology annotation, molecular function: L-glutamate transmembrane transporter activity; L-aspartate transmembrane transporter activity. The coding region runs from base 246 to 1244 and encodes 332 amino acids. The record is from RefSeq and is a predicted model, not a curated record. Gene Ontology annotation, biological process: malate-aspartate shuttle; L-glutamate transmembrane transport; aspartate transmembrane transport. NCBI's taxonomy places the organism in Eukaryota, Metazoa, Chordata, Actinopteri, Cyprinodontiformes, Cyprinodontidae. The transcript is spliced from 10 exons.
GUUGUCAUUGAAACAUGUUGCAAGCGUCUUUGUGCAGUUAAGAGCAGUGGAAAUUUCCUGGCGCUUUAUUCACGGCUUUGUCUGGGGAGGUGAAAAAACGAAGGAUACGAACACUUUGAAACUGUAUUAAAAACAGAAUAAAACCAUCCUUUUGGACAAUAUUUACUGGCUUAACUGCAAACAUUUGAAUCUACAUCGCUUCUUUUUCGCCUCUGAAGUCUUCAGUGGUUCCACAAAGAGUCAACAUGUCUCAGCAGCAGAUCAGCCUUCCUGCCAAACUUAUUAAUGGUGGUAUUGCCGGCAUUGUUGGGGUAACUUGCGUCUUUCCCAUUGACUUGGCAAAGACCAGGCUGCAGAACCAGAGAAGUGGACAGCAAGUCUACAGGAGCAUGAUGGACUGCCUGUUUAAGACUAUUCGAUCAGAGGGAUACUUUGGAAUGUACAGAGGUGCGGCUGUAAAUUUGACUUUGGUUACCCCUGAAAAGGCCAUCAAGCUCGCAGCGAAUGACUUCUUCCGCCAUCACCUUUCAAAGGAAGGAAAAGGGUUGACUGUGCUCAAAGAAAUGCUGGCGGGUUGUGGUGCAGGCAUGUGCCAAGUGGUUGUGACUACCCCCAUGGAAAUGCUUAAGAUCCAGUUACAGGAUGCAGGCAGGAUUGCGGCCCAGCAACAGAAACCGGUCAUGAUGUCUCCCACCAAACUUGUGGUGACAAACGCAGUGCUCAGCCGCUCAUUCAACUCCGGCCCUGUAGUGUCAACGCCGAGAGCCGUGUCGGCCACGCAGAUCGCCAAGGAACUCCUGCAGACACAGGGCAUCCAGGGCCUCUACAGGGGCCUGGGGGCAACACUGAUGAGGGAUGUUCCUUUUUCUAUUGUUUACUUCCCGUUGUUUGCUAACCUGAACCGCCUGGGUAAACCCAGUCCUGAAGAGUCCUCACCCUUCUACUGGGCCUUCCUCUCUGGGUGUGUUGCAGGAUCUACUGCUGCUGUUGCUGUCAAUCCUUGUGAUGUGGUGAAGACCAGGCUGCAGUCCCUCAACAAAGCCGCAAGUGAGGAGAGCUACAAUGGCGUUAUGGAUUGCGUGAGUAAAAUCAUGCGGAAGGAGGGGCCGAGUGCCUUCCUGAAGGGCGCCGGCUGCCGGGCCCUUGUCAUUGCACCACUGUUUGGAAUUGCACAAGUUAUGUAUUUUGUGGGGGUCGGUGAAUAUAUCCUGGACAACUUUUCUCCACGUUUCCUGUCUGUCUGAGCUGCAUCAGCAGGCCACGUACUCACCGGACCCAGUUAAAACUGGCAGCUACAUUCAACCCGUUUACAGCAAAAAAGAACUCCUGACGCACGAGUUUAUUUUUAUUAAUAAUCUCUAGUUUGACAGCUGUGUUGCAUUUGCACGCUCUUGUGACUUUAAAGCAGACUGAGCCCACUGUUUGCACUUGAAUCUGUUGGUCUUUUAAGGUUGUGGACUCAGAAUUGCAGUAUUUUUCUGUCCUAGUCCCAAAUCAUUAAUGUCCAGAUUCCCUCUGUGAGGGAGUGGAAUUCACUCAGAGCUAUUUUUGUGUUUAUUGGUUUGAUUAUUGUCUUUGCUAUUUUUAUAAAUGGGAUAUAUUUUACUUCUCUUAUAUAUAUAUAUAAAUAUAUUUUCUUUUCCCCAAAUUUCCGUUAUCUUAUCACAUAAAGCCUUCAUCUUAGAAAUAAGAUUUGUUACAACAAAAUUCAUAGGGCCCAGUUUACACUUUUCCUUUUUUUUUUUUUUUUUUUUAUUCUGCCAUUUUAACAAUGUUUAAAUGUUUAUUGGUCUGAUCUUGAGCCUUCCCACUGGUGUGGGACCAUGCAGAUCUCCAAACCUUUACAAAACGUUCUCUUAUGAACAUAUUGGUCCUGUUAUCAUAGUCGAUUGUUUAGCUCUGCUUUACAUAGCUUGACAUGGUUUAUUCAUAUCAUAUUUGUCUUCAUAAAUUCAUUUCAGGAUUUUAUGUUAAAGACCUAAGAUCUUGUUUCAAAUGUACGGUAAUUUCUGGAUAAUUUUAUUGUAGAACAGAAUUGUAUUAAUUUGGUUCUAUAAGGAAACAUUAACUUUAAUUGAACAUUAAUACUGUGAGAGAUGGCUGUUGCAUACUGUCACUUUGAUGGCUUUUUUUGUACACUGCAGCCAUUAAAUCAUUCAUUUUGGUUC